Elaeis guineensis (African oil palm) is the source of this 1121-nucleotide messenger RNA. RefSeq names its product nucleoside diphosphate kinase 2, chloroplastic. The record is from RefSeq and is a predicted model, not a curated record. Gene Ontology annotation, molecular function: nucleoside diphosphate kinase activity. Lineage: Eukaryota; Viridiplantae; Streptophyta; Magnoliopsida; Arecales; Arecaceae. Gene Ontology annotation, biological process: CTP biosynthetic process; GTP biosynthetic process; UTP biosynthetic process.
AGCAAUGGUCCAACAAUUGGACGGUCAGGUUUCUUUCAAUCAGUCACCCAUCAUCACGCAGAGAGUGGGAGAGGGGAAGAGAGAAUGGAUACUCUUGCUGUUCUCGGGAGGAGCCCCUGCGCUCUAUCAUCCAAAACCCUUCAAUCUCGGAGCCACGGAGUCUCUUCGUUCCCCGGCGGCGCGCAAACCCUCUGCUUCCUCUCCCACCGCCACCUCGCUGCGCUCCCGCCGUCGCCGUUCCUCUCCCUCUCUUCCGGCCCCGCCCGCGCCAAAGCGGGCGACGGGAGGACCGUAACUGGCAUCUUUCUUCCCCACCUCGUCGCCGCCAUGAAGGAGGUCGAGGAGACUUAUAUCAUGGUAAAACCCGACGGUGUUCAACGUGGCCUGGUUGGAGAGAUUAUUUCUCGGUUCGAGAAGAAGGGAUUUUUGCUGAAAGGCUUAAAGCUUUUCCAGUGCCCCAAGGAGUUAGCUGAGGAGCAUUACAAGGAUCUGAAGGACAAGUCUUUCUUUCCCAAGCUGAUAGAUUACAUCACUUCUGGCCCUGUUGUUUGUAUGGCUUGGGAGGGUGUUGGUGUUGUUGCAUCAGCUCGUAAGCUUAUAGGAUCAACAAAUCCUCUUCAAGCUGAACCAGGCACCAUACGAGGUGAUUUGGCAGUUCAAACCGGAAGGAAUGUUGUUCAUGGAAGUGAUAGCCCUGAGAAUGGCAAGCGUGAAAUUGCCCUAUGGUUCAAUGAAGGUGAACUUUGUUCAUGGGUACCCGUUCAAGCACGUUGGCUUAGAGAGUAAUGUUCUAUCUAUUGCUUCAAGAAGCAAUUUGUGGGGCUGAUUAGCUCCAUUCUUUAGGAUCAUUCUUUAAGGUCAGUUUAUUCUUUACGGCAUGGUUUCAUGCAAUUCCAUUCUGCGGCUUGUAUGAAGGAGGCUAUAAUGACCUCAAUGAGGGCAUGAGAUAAUAAGUCUUUCAAUUCCAUGCUGCUUCUGUAUUAGCCUUAUCAUUGCAUUACCUCGAGCAAGAGUUGAGGCAACGGAAACUAUGAAUUCCUCCUUUGAGGCAGCUUGGCCUCAUCUUCACGCUGUGAAGGCACUGAUAUAUGCUUGAAUUAUUUUUGAAGUUUUAACAUUCA